CUAAUCUAAUGUCAUGUCAAAAAUCUGUCAAACAUUCAAAGGUCACCUUGGUCAAGUACAAGAACAAGACCGAAACAGAUUUAAAUUCGCGAUUCUCAUAUUUGUUUUGGAUCCAGGGGUGUAUUUGUAUCCUCAGGGAUGGAUGGGACAACGCAAAGAUUUAUUGAGAGGGGUGCCCAUAAAGGGAAGGGCCUUGCCGUGUUCACCAGUGGUGGAGAUUCCCAAGGAAUGAACGCCGCUGUUAGAUCCGUGGUUAGAAUGGGAAUCUACCUGGGAUGCAAGGUGUACUUCAUUCGUGAAGGAUAUCAAGGCAUGGUGGACGGUGGUGAUAAUAUUGAAGAAGCCAAUUGGUCGUCCGUAAGCUCUAUUAUCCAUAAGGGUGGUACUAUUAUUGGAUCUGCCCGCUGUAUGGAUUUUAUCAAAAGAGAAGGCCGUCUCAAAGCUGCUUUUAACUUGGUGAGCCGAGGCAUCACCAAUUUGGUGGCAAUUGGUGGUGAUGGCUCCCUUACUGGUGCCAACCUAUUUAGGCAAGAGUGGUCCAGCCUACUUGAUGAACUGCUGGAAAAUAAUAGGAUUACAAAGGAUCAGAGAGAGAAGUACAAGCACCUGCAUCUUGCUGGAAUGGUUGGCUCAAUCGACAAUGAUUUCUGUGGUACUGACAUGACCAUUGGUACUGACUCUGCCCUGCAUCGCAUUAUUGAGGCUAUCGAUGCUAUCGUCAGCACUGCUUACUCCCACCAAAGGACAUUCAUCAUGGAGGUUAUGGGCCGCCACUGCGGUUUUCUUGCAGUUUACACCGCCCUGUGUACGGAUGCUACUUAUAGUUUUAUUUGCGAAGACCCAGCGCCCCUCAAUUGGGACAAAAAGUUGUGUGCUAAAAUACGCGAGGAAAGGAAAUCGGGACAGCGUCUGAACAUCAUCAUCGUUGCGGAGGGCGCUAUCGACCGCGAAGGCAAGCCGAUCACGGCCGAGCUGGUGAAGAAAGUGGUCGUUGACAACUUGCAGCAGGACACCCGUAUCACGGUGCUGGGUCAUGUGCAGAGGGGAGGCUCACCCUCGGCCUUUGAUAGGAUCUUGGGAUGUCGCAUGGGUGCCGAAGCUGUGAUGGCUUUGAUGGAGGCUACUCCAGAGACGGAAGCGUGUGUGGUGACCCUGGAUGGAAACCAGGCCGUGAGGCUUCCCCUCAUGGAGUGCGUGCGCCGCACUAAAGCCGUCGCCCAGGCCAUGGCCGACAAGAAUUGGGAAUUGGCUGUACAGUUGCGCGGGCGCAGCUUUGCUCGUAACUUAGAAACCUACAAGAUGUUGACCCGCUUGAAGCCCCCCAAGGAAGCUUUCGAUGCGUCUGGUAAACCAUCUGAAGGGUACACCCUAGCUGUGGUGCAUGUAGGCGCGCCCGCGUGCGGUAUGAACGCGGCCGUACGCUCGUUCGUCCGUAACUGCAUCUACCGUGGCGACACCGUGCUCGGCAUCCACGACGGCAUAGAGGGGUUCAUCAGCGGCAACAUCGUCAAGAUGGAAUGGUCAGACGUGACGGGCUGGGUGGCUCAGGGCGGCGCUUUCCUGGGCACCAAGCGUACGCUGCCCGGGGACAAGAAGAGCGACAUCGCAGCGCGCAUCAAGCAGUUCAAUAUCCAGGGCCUGCUCAUCAUCGGAGGGUUCGAGGCGUACCAAGCCGGUUUAGAGCUGUACGAAUCCCGCGACAAAUUCCCGGAGUUCUGCAUCCCGCUGGUGGUGAUCCCGUCCACCAUCAGUAACAACGUGCCCGGGACCGACUUCUCCCUGGGCGCCGACACCGCCCUCAACGAGAUCACUGAGAUAUGCGAUCGCAUCCGCCAGUCUGCUCAGGGGACCAAACGUCGUGUUUUCGUCAUUGAAACCAUGGGAGGCUUCUGUGGAUAUCUGGCUACUUUGGCAGGUUUAGCUGGCGGGGCCGACGCAGCCUACAUCUACGAAGAGAAGUUCUCCAUCAAGGACCUGCAGCAGGACGUGUACCACAUGGCCUCCAAGAUGACCGGCGGCAUCCAGCGCGGCCUCAUCCUCAGGAAUGAGAAGGCCAACGACAAUUACAACACAGAUUUCAUCUAUCGCCUCUAUUCCGAAGAGGGUAAAGGAUUGUUCACUGCUAGGCAGAAUGUGCUCGGUCACAUGCAACAAGGUGGUUCCCCGACUCCUUUCGACCGCAACAUGGGCACCAAAAUGGCCGCCAAAUGCCUGCACUGGCUUGUAGACGCCUUACAGAAAGGCCCCGCCAACACCCCAGAGUCUGCCUGUCUACUUGGCGUGGUCAAACGGCAGUACAAGUUUAGCCCAUUGGAAGAUCUGAAAGCACAAACAAACUUCUCUCAAAGAAUUCCCAAACAACAAUGGUGGAUGAAGCUGCGUCCAUUGCUGCGUAUCCUCGCUAAACACGACUCCACUUACGAGGAAGAGGGCCUGUAUAUGACCGUGGAACAAGGAGAGAUAGACUCCGAAGACGUUAUCUAAACAUGACAGUGAUCUACCUAGCUUUUAGUGUUGCCAGUCGCCAUAAUCUACAUCACUAUUUGCAGGGGCUAUGUUGGUAGAUGCAUAUUGUGCUGUGAGUAUAAAGGUUUUAUGGGUAAAACGCUUGUAGGAAAUUUUACAAAUUUUAUUUUAGUACAUUAAUUUUAGUCCAUUUGUAGUUUUAAAUGAAUCUAUUAAUGUUGAAAUGAAUCUAUUUAAACACUCAAACAUUUGUUUAGAAAAUUUCUCAAUGUGUUUUUGGAAUAUUUAUCACGCGUUACUGGGUAUAUUUUUAUUAUUGUGUGAAACAAUAUUGCUAUUUAAUAUUUAAGAUAACCACUAAGGUUUAGCAACACAUUUAGUUAUUCCACGAGCCGAUAGUUAUAAGUUAGACAAAAUAUUGUAUGGCUGUGGAAUUAUAAGUAAAAUAUAACAACUAACAAAUAUUUUUUAUUAUUUAAACAGAUUCAAUUAUUAUAUUAUUUAUUUUUGUAGUAUGAUACGUAUUUGACACCUCAUUUUAUAGUUUUAAGUAUAACAUAUAUUUAUUACAAAAUGACUUUUCAUGUACUAUAAAACAAUCUUUGUGGAUCAACAAUCAAUGGAAUUCAUCGUUAGAACCACAAAAAUCUGUGUGGUUAAUAAGACCUUAUGAAAGUCAAUGUAGGUUUUGUUUUUGUUUUUAUAGUUUUGAUGCCAGUGAAGUUAAUAUAAAAUCAGGCAAUUUAUAUUUUGUUUUCUAACAGUAUUUUGCGACAUUAAUUUGAUAGCUGAGAUUUUAUUUUUUAAUGUGUACGUUUCUAAUGUUAUAGAUGACGGCAAAAAUAUAAUAAUUGUUAAUUCUUAAAGAAUAAAUAUACUUAUUUGGUCAAAA
This is a messenger RNA of Plodia interpunctella (Indianmeal moth), 3358 nucleotides long. It is a transcript of the gene Pfk, whose product is annotated as Phosphofructokinase. Lineage: Eukaryota; Metazoa; Arthropoda; Insecta; Lepidoptera; Pyralidae. The transcript has 15 exons. Gene Ontology annotation, biological process: fructose 6-phosphate metabolic process; fructose 1,6-bisphosphate metabolic process; canonical glycolysis. Gene Ontology annotation, molecular function: monosaccharide binding; AMP binding; identical protein binding. The record is from RefSeq and is a predicted model, not a curated record. Bases 139 to 2484 code for a protein of 781 amino acids. Gene Ontology annotation, cellular component: 6-phosphofructokinase complex; cytoplasm.